This is a messenger RNA of Nerophis lumbriciformis (worm pipefish), 942 nucleotides long. NCBI's taxonomy places the organism in Eukaryota, Metazoa, Chordata, Actinopteri, Syngnathiformes, Syngnathidae. The record is from RefSeq and is a predicted model, not a curated record.
AUGGCGGCGCAAAUCGACAUCCCGAUCCAAUCCGGUGGUGGAAUUCGUGACGAAGAGGAUCUUCAGCGGCUGUUCGAUGCGGGGGUUGGACGCGCCGUGAUCGGAUCGCUGGCGGUCAAGCAACCGGAACUCGUUUCCGAGUGGUUAAGUCGCCAUGGUGGUGACAGAAUUUGCCUGGCAAUGGAUGUAAAACGAUCCGACAGUGGUCAGUUCAUGCUAGCCACAACAGGCUGGACCGAUACAUCCAACAAAGAUUUAUGGUCUGGACUCGAUGCUUACGCCGGCAGCGCGUUGAGACACGUGCUUUGUACCGACAUUUCCCGCGAUGGCACAUUGGUAGGGCCCAAUCAAGACUUGUAUCGGGAGUGUGUCAAACGCUUGCCACAGCUAGAGAUUCAGGCCUCGGGUGGGGUCAAAGAUCUGGCUGACGUAACGGAGCUGACGGCCACGGGUGUGUCGAGCGUCAUCAUCGGGAAGGCCAUUCUGGAUGCGCUGGAACGACCAGGAUUGAUCAACGAACUGGUUGCUGAGUUCGGCUCGCAGUGUGUUGUGGUCGGUAUUGACAGCAUCGAAGCGGAUGCCGGUUACCAAGUGAAGCAGUACACCGGUGACCCCGACAAAAUGAUCGACUCUCAGCGCCAGACAAUGGGCUGGGUAACUGAGGUUCAAGAGCGCGGGGCAGGUGAGGUCGUGCUCAAUUGCAUGAAUCAAGACGGCAUGCGCAAUGGCUAUGAUGUCGCCCAGCUAGCACUGGUUAGGGCCCAAUGUUCGGUGCCGCUGAUCGCGUCAGGUGGGGCUGGUGAGCGAGAGCACUUCAAGCAAGUUUUUGAGCUCGCAGAUGUGGAUGGGGCGCUAGCCGCCACUGUGUUUCAUAGCGGUAAGAUCUCUAUCCCGGAGCUCAAGCAAUGGUUGGCUGAAGAUGGAGUUAGGGUACGACAAUGA